UACUUGUAGACGAGCUACGAAGCAGUCAGAGUGUGCAGUGGUGUAUUUUCGUGUUUCUACCAACGCGUGAGUGUGUGAAUUUGGUUAAUUAAAAACGCCAACCAAAGUAUAGCAGAACAAGCUGUGCGCGCAUUCGUAUUCGUAUUUUACGAUAACAGCAACAAUAACAAAUAUAACUAGAGCAAUACGUAUCCGUCGCCGUCCGUGCUCCGAUCGGUGGUAGCGGUCUCGAUUUCGUCAGCGAUUUCGCGUUUUCGGUUUCGAUGUUUUCUCAGCAGUGAAUUCAAAUUCGUUUUACUCAAUUUAAAAAUCUAAAUCAAUGGGUCAUUUUGCGAAUACAACAACAAGCAAUUGAACUUUGUGCCAUUAGUAUCGAUUGUCAAAAAAUCGAAUAGUUUCUGAGUCGUCCCGAUCUUCGUAAACAUUACGAAAACGGAUCUAAAGCGUCAACGUCGUCGCAUUCACGAUCAUCGAUGUGUCUGUUCCAGUAAAAUUCAAAAUUGCAUAAGCAAAAUUUUUCUACAUUCAAAUACAACCACGUACGCACAACAACGUCGUCCGCAUUUGAAAUUCCAUCAAAAGCGAAAAAAGCGAAGGAAGAAAAAGUAAAAAGUGCGGCCGAGAAAAAUAUAGUAGAUACGUGAAAAUUUGUACAUUGCAAGCGACGACGAAUAGUAGCAGCACAUUUGUUGCGCUAUUUUGGGAAAUUUUUCAAGCAUUUAGAUGUUUUGGUAAACAAGUGCAAUGUGACUGUUUAGAAACAGAAAGUUUCCUUAAAAGAAAAGCGCCACUAAACAAGUGUUUCGUAUAAAUUUGUGCUCAUUGUGCAAAAACAAAUACUCAAGGACCCAGUGCAUGCGUCCUCAGUGUCAGCGUAAAUAACUUUCAGUGCAAAAACAAAGAACAUUUAACUACAGUGCCUUCUAAAGUGUGUUUUUUUUAUCCACUGAGAUUGUUAAGCCAAUUAGUGGCAUUUCGAAAGAAAGACACAUAAAAAACAACUGUAAAUUGUAAAAAGUGCGAACAGCAAAGGCAACACAUAAUUAAGUCGCCAGUCAGCGCGUUGUAGUGUCAAAGUUAUAGUGCAGUGCAUAUAGAUAACGUUAAAGACCGCAAAGACUAACAAAGAAAUUACCCUAAGACCAACAUUUCAACCCUGAUGGCAACAACAGCACCGGCCAGCGCCCCCCUUAUCAGCCACAGCAGCUCCGCCAACAGCAGCAGCAGCAGCAAGCCGAUUACCAUACCCUUGCUUGAGCGCUUCACCAGCCAGCUAUCCACCGGUUCGGCCGACAGUGGCGUCGUUGUUGGUGGUGCUAACUCUUCCAGCAGCAACUCUGUGGCGUUGACUAGAAAAAGCCUUGCCGCCAACUGUUCAUUGGAUACACGCUGCAAUUCGCUAUGUCUGCAUGGCACGAAUGUCAAAUGGCAGCUCCAGAAGCUGAAGCAGCCCACCAAUAAACAGUUGCUGUCGCAGGAUAGUGGCAUCGAUGCCGUUGUCGAUGGCGGUAGUGGCGGCACAUUGGCCGCUGAUGGCGACGCAGAUUCGACCGCCGGUUCGCGGCAACAACUCAAGUCCAUGCAGUGUUCUUCGUCCAGCAGUGAGUCGCUGGGCGGCAAUUCAUCUGGCCUGUCACUGUCCAAAUAUUCUGAGGAUGGCGGCGAGUCGGAGAACUCGUCGGGCAUUUGCAUGAGUGUCGGCAGUGGCCGACGCAUUAAGUAUCGCAAUAGUGCCAGCACCUGCACUCAAGGUUUAGAGGACCGUAUCGAAGAGGUAGACAUACCAGACGAUUACGACGAGGAGGAAGACGACGUGGAUAAUGACGACGUCGAUGUAGACGAAGACGAUGAUGAAGUUGAUGUGGGCGUAGAUGAUGAUUUGGACGUGGAUGAGGAUGAAGACGUUGAAAGCGAUAGCGAUUCGGGUAAUAACUCGGGUGUUGUGGGUGAAACAGGCAGCGCCUCUAUGCCCACAACCAUCGGUACACUGAAUGGCUCCUUUGGCAAGAUCGUGCCAACGAAAGCGCUCGGCGUCAAAGAACCACCGGCAGCGAAUCAAUUGCACAUCAAAUCGUCGCUACAUGCGCCGCAGUGCGCCUCAGCGCCGGUAGGCAGUGUUACUUACUCAACGUCCCACCACAAAGCCAAUGAAACAAAUAAGCCAACCACUAGCAGUAGUAAUCAUAAUAAUCUAAACAAUAAUCGUAGUAGUAGCACUAGAGACCAUAGUAGUAGUAGUAGUAAACCGCAAGCAGCCACUAAGUCCAAAAAUCCCGAAUCACAAGUAUUGGCCACUGAUGGCAAUUAUUAUUUUCCGCUGCUGAAAAUCUCCGACGAUCCGUACAUUGAUUCGAAAUUGAUUAACAAGAAGGAUGGCCUACAGGACACCAUGUACUAUCUGGACGAGUUCGGCAGUCCGAAAUUGCGCGAGAAAUUCGCACGCAAACAGAAGGAGAAGGAACAGAAGCAACAGAAGGCGCAAAGGAAGCAAAGCAAACGCGAAGAGGAGCGUAAGAAGCGCACAACAUUGGCGCCGAACGCCACUGCUGCAUUCACGACUGACAAGCAAACCGCUAACAGCGGCGCGACAAUGGAGUCCAAAAAACCAAGCAACGUCAUGGACGCUGCAACAAACUGUGAUGAUAGCUCCAAGGAGCAAAGGCAAAGUAGUAGUUAUAAGCACAAAUGCGACGCUGCGGCUGGGAAUGAGCAGAAGACCGCUAAUGAGGCGGAUACGCGCAUUACAGCGAGCAACAAGUCGCUGUCGACCGCAUCCUGCGUGACCUGGAACAAAGUAUUUCGCAAGUUCAAAACUGUCUUAGGUAAGUCUGAUAUGAGAACGCAAGCUAUAGCCAAUACUGGCAGAGAUGGUUCCAAGAUUACAACAGUCGUCGCCACACCUGGCCAAGGUACUGACCGUGUGCAAGAAGUUUCCUACACAGAUACCAAGGUGAUCGGCAAUGGUAGCUUUGGCGUGGUCUUUCAAGCGAAGUUAUGCGAUACCGGCGAGCUGGUAGCUAUCAAGAAAGUUUUACAAGACAGACGAUUUAAGAAUCGUGAAUUGCAAAUUAUGCGCAAACUGGAGCAUUGUAACAUUGUAAAACUUUUGUAUUUUUUCUAUUCGAGUGGUGAAAAGUUAGCCGAAUUCCCGAUCGAUAUUGGCAUCUUCGCCAGUGUCCUUAAACCGCAGCGUGAUGAGGUAUUUUUGAAUUUAGUUCUCGAAUAUAUACCAGAAACCGUAUACAAAGUGGCACGUCAAUAUGCCAAAACCAAGCAAACGAUACCAAUUAAUUUUAUACGGCUCUAUAUGUAUCAACUAUUCAGAAGUUUGGCUUACAUCCAUUCAUUGGGUAUCUGUCAUCGUGAUAUCAAACCGCAAAAUCUACUCUUGGAUCCAGAGACGGCUGUGCUGAAAUUGUGCGAUUUUGGCAGCGCCAAGCAACUAUUACACGGCGAACCGAAUGUAUCAUAUAUUUGCUCGCGGUAUUAUCGUGCACCGGAAUUAAUAUUUGGCGCCAUUAAUUACACUACAAAAAUUGAUGUGUGGAGCGCCGGCUGUGUAUUAGCUGAAUUACUACUCGGCCAACCAAUUUUCCCCGGCGAUUCUGGUGUCGAUCAAUUGGUUGAGGUCAUCAAAGUUUUGGGCACACCGACACGAGAACAAAUACGCGAAAUGAAUCCAAAUUACACGGAAUUCAAAUUUCCACAAAUUAAGAGUCAUCCAUGGCAGAAAGUUUUCCGUAUACGCACUCCGACAGAAGCUAUCAAUCUGGUAUCACAACUGCUCGAGUACACGCCCAGUGCACGUAUAACGCCACUAAAGGCGUGCGCACAUCCAUUCUUCGAUGAACUGCGUCAAGAGGGCAACACUACAUUGCCCAAUGGUCGGCCUAUGCCGCCAUUAUUUAAUUUCACAGAGCAUGAACUAUCGAUACAGCCAAGCUUAAUCCCACAAUUGUUGCCAAAACAUCUGCAAAAUAACAGCGCAGGUCGACCGGUUGCCGGUGCUGGUGGCGAGGGUGCUUCUGGCUCAGCAUCAAAUCCGUCAAGUGGCGCCGGUACGCCAGGCGGCGCAACUUCCCAAGCAACUUCAGGCACACAAUCGAGCGCAUCGGCUACAACCAGCAGUGGCGGCGGCAAUGCAACAGUGGCCAACCCAUCGUCCAGCGCCUCAGCUGCUGCGGCAAGCAGCGGCGCGCCUUCAGCGGCACCAUCAGCGCAAGCGAGCGGCGGCGAUGCGGCCAACAGCAGCAAUGGCGGUAACCAACAGCAAGCGUCUGCCAGCGGUGCGUCAGCAACCGGCGCGGGUGAUGCCACUUCGAUUUCAAGCGCCGGUGGCGCCAGUGGCGGCAAUGGCAAUGGCGGCGGUAGUGGUGGCAGCAAUAAUAGCGGCGGCGGCGGCAAUGGCACACAGCCGCAACAGACAGCGACGACAAUGGGUUAGCGAGCUGCAAACGAAGAAAAUGGAGGGCCUAUUAAUUCUAAUAAGAAUAAUUAAAUUUAAAAACAUAAAAUAUAUAAAAGCUAAAAAUAAAAAGAGAAACAUUUAAAAAUAAAAUAAAUAAUGCUAAAAAUAUAUACAUACAUAGAGAAAAAUAGUACGAGUACAGAAAGCAAAAACCGAAAAUAUAGAAUGGAAAACAUUAAAACAAAAUACUAACAUAAAAUUAAUUAUAUCUUAUAUAAUAAAUAAUACAUAAUUAUUAAAAGUAAAAAAAGCAAAAAAGGUAAAAAAUUUGAAAAAAAAAAUAUUUGCAAAAAAAAUUAAAACUUAAUUUGAAAAUGAAAUAACUUCGUUAAGUUGUUAAAUGGGUAACAACAAUAACAGCAAAACAAGAAACACAGCAAAGCAAAGUGUGAAUUUGAUUUUGAAUGUUAUGAUUAAUUUAAUUAUUAGCAGAAAGCAUAGUUAGCAGUACAGUGCAGGCAGUUAGUAAGCGUAUAGCGGCAUAUAAAAAAGUAAAUAAAAAUGUGCAUAAAAAAGUUAAGGAAAAUCAGUAAAACAGAAGAAUACUAAUCAAUUUCAUAUUGAUAAGCAACUAAAAAUACACAAAAAUAACAACAACAAAAAAUUAUAAUAAUAUUUAAAUGAAAACACUAUUUAAAUUUAUUAUUACAAAAUAUGAAAAAUAAUAAAGAAAGAACUUAGCAUAAAUAAUAAUAAUCUAAAUAAAAUCACACAUUUGAGUUGUAUAGUUGAGGACUAAAAAUGUCACUGAUGCUGAUUGAAAAUGAGUAGGGGCUAGUUAAGGCGCAUAUAAAUACCAUAAGUAGCGCAUGAUACAAGAAUCCAAGCAGUUGCAGCAGUUUAAGUACAUAGCAAGACAGCAGCAACCGUUAACAGUUAGUUUAACAGUUAGUGGUAAAAGGAAAUGUAAUCAAAAAAUAAAAAUAAUUUAAAAAAACAUUAAUAAUUAACUUAAAUCACACAAAAAAUUGCAAGAAAAAAGCGUACAUGGAACAGUGUAGGUAAAUAAAGCGCGCCAGCAGGCAAGCGCGCGUACGAAACCGAAAAUCAAGAAUGAUUUUGUUGCACUUUGCACUACUGUAAGCAAAAAAAAACUCAUAACUGUAUAACUGCAAGCAGAUUCAACUAAAAAACUUUAUUAGCUAAAAUCAACAGCAAACAAUUUACAAAUAUAAUUAACACACACAUAAGAAAAACAAAGCAAAACAAAAACUAACAACAUAAAAAAACAUAACUCUAAGUAAAAACAAAAGAAAAAAACAAAAAAAUGCAAUCAAUCAAAUGCGCUUCAAAAGCUAAACUACCAGCAUGUUUGGCAACGCCAUGCAAUGACAACAAGCAACACAUACAAAACUAAACAAAACUGUGCAUGUUUGUCAAACUUCAAUUUCGGCAUUGCAAGCAAAAACUAACGUGUAUAGUCGCAGUUUGGCCUAUUUUAACGUUGUGUUUGCACGCAUUUCGCCAUUAUGCCUUGCAGCUAUUUAAAGUUAAAAGUAUAAACAGUCAAAUGUUUGACUGUAAGCAGUAAAAUAGUGUGAUUUGGCGUCUGUACGUAAACAAAAUUUGACGUUAUGGUGAAGCAAAAUAUUGAUUUGCAGUUUUCGCAACAUUUUGUUUUAGCAUUUCAAGUGAAUUUAGCAAAAGUUACAGAACAAAAGUAAUAUUUUAGCUGCGUUUGAAGCACAGCAGCAAAGCGCAUUGGAAAGAAAGAAAAUAUAGCAGCAGGAGUUUAAAUUUAAUUACUAACUAAGCAAAAUAUGGAAAUAUAUAUAUAUACUAAAUAGUAAAGAAGAAACAAACAAACGGGGAGAUUUCACGUCGCGGUAAGUUUUUUUUCGAGUUUCAUUUAUCAUGUGUAUGUCGCUCUUUAUACGUUAAACAAAUAAUUAAAUGCAAUUAAACUAAUUAAUAAAAAUAUAUUAGUAUGCCGUUUUUAUUAUGAUUAUUAAUAAAUAUUAUUAUUAUAAUUAUUAUUAUUUAUGUAAAUGUAUGUAUAUAUAUGUAUGCUAUGCUACAUGUAAACAUCAUUUAAGUCGUUAAGUCUAACGGUCAUGUUUAAUUUUAUUUCUAAAUACAAUUGAAAAACAAAAUGCAACAAGAAAAAUAAAAACAAAUAAAUAAAUAUAAUUAAUAAACAUUAACACAUGUAUGUUUAAUUUAAAUAAAGUUAUAAGCUUAGUUGGCGACUGUUUGACGGCGUGGUUGGAAGCAGGGUUGCGAAUUCUUUAAUUUAAAAAUUUCGAAUUAAAAUCAGAUAUUUAAUUUUUUGACCGAUUUCAGGUUUAAAGAUUAAAUUUUAAAUUUUUCAAUUUAUAAUUCCGGUUUUGAUACUAAAAAUUAAAUUUAAAUUUUUCUGAAAAUUUGGAAAAUUAAAUUAAAAAAAAAACUAAACUUAAAAAACUAAAUAAAAUGUUUUUGAAAAAUUGAGAAUUUAAUUUUUAAACCAAAGUGCUUAAGGUUAAAAGUAAAAUGUUAAAUUAUAUUUAAAAAUUUAAUUUUUUAUUUUAAUAUGUACAAAAAAAUUUUAAUUUUCUUUAAAAAUAAUUUAAUUUUAAUUGCUUUAAUUUUUAAUUAUAAGCUUUGUUUUAAGUUUUUUUCAAUCCGGUUUUGGAGUUAAAGAUUUUCGGGAUUGCAAAAUAAUAAAAAAAUAUUUUUUAUGUUAUUUCUAAUAUUUUUUAAUCAUUUGUAACCCUGUUUGGAGUUUGCUGUGUAAACAAAAAAUAUUUUAAUACACAGAAAUAAAUAAAAAAAAAAUUAAGUAAUGCAAAAAAAAUACAAAUUGGUAUAUAAAUAACAAAAAAUAAAUUAAAUAAAAAACUCAACUAAAUUUUUUAUAUUAAUACAAAUACAUAAAAAAAUAUAAAUUGAAAACUUUAUUUCUUAAAUUAAUUGUUGAAUCUAGCAAUUUUAAUGCAUUUUAGAACUUCGUCGCGAAAAACCUAAUUAACAGCUAAUUUUUGCAACCUUGAGUGGUCUUAGCGCAUUAGGCGAUUAAAACUAUUUACAGUUAGUAACCAAGAAGCUUCAACUUUAAAUCUAGUAAAGUGAAACCUGAAACUGAACUAUGGAGCACUAAUUAUAUUUUAAAUUAUUAUUUUAAGUUUUUUAUUUAGAUACAUACAUUUAUAUAUGUAUAUAUAUUUUUUUUAUUAUUUUACAAGCAUUUCAAAACGCUAAUGAAAGCUUAUCCAGUUUAUAGAACUUUAGUGUUUUUUUUAUUUAAGCAAACGUUAGUUUGGCCAGUUAUCGCAUACAAAUAAGUGGCAACAGCAUGUUACAUAUACAAAUAUUUUCAGUUGAAAAUUUAAAUAAAAUUAUUUCAACUUAAAUCGAAACAUUCUCGCAAGCUUUUGUUCCGUAGUAUAAGCUUUUCUAUGCACUGGCAAGACAUUUGAAAAAUAACUUGAAAUAUUCUAAACAAUAAUUGUUCACGUUAUGUGAUAACAAAGCUAAAUAAAAUUUUUUAAUAAAAAGAAAUAUUUAAUUUAAUAACAAUAAAAUAAAAUAAUAAAAAAAAAUAUUUUUAAUAAGAAAAAAUGUAUAAUAAUGAAAAAUAAUUUGAAAAUAUUUAACUGAGAAAAAUUUAAAGGCACAAAUACUCAACCGCACUGCGGCUUUAAUUUUGCUAGUUUCUAUUUUAAAUAAUAAAAGAGUAUGAACUUGCAAGCAUGCUUAAAAAUUUAUAAAUAUUUAAAUAAGCGUAAUAAAAAGUGAAAACAGUAAAUAAAGUAGUAGAAAAAAUAUAUUUGAAUUCUUUAACUGUUGUUUAGCUGUAAAAACAAUCAUAACAAUGCAUAAUUAAAUUGUAAUCUAAACAAAAGUAAAGAUAUAGAAGAAACAUGUAUGUAGCUUAGUUUAUAAAGAAUUAAAGCGAUAAAAAAUUAAAUAUGAAAUAUUUGUAGCAUAAAAUACAUAUUAUCUUUUCUUACAAGCACUGCUUUCAAGUGGCUGGAUCAAUUGGAAAUUGUGCUUCAAUAACGAAUUUCACAGCAGUUUGAAAUAUAUUAGUUUCCAUAUUUUAUUAUUUUUAUUUUUAUUAUCCUCCCUAUUUAUUUUUUAUUAUUUUAAUUAUUUUCUUCCUUAUUUAUUUUUUAAUUUUUUUUGUAAUUGUAAUUUUUUUAUUUUGUUUUUUAUAAAAAAAUAUAUUUUAAUGUGACUUUAACUUUCAUUUCCAUGUGUUUACAUAUUUAUUUUUAGAUUUUAUUUAUAUCAUAAUUAUUAAUAUAUUUUUUAAUUCAAUUUUUUAUUUAUUUAUUUUUGUUAUAUUAUAUUGAAAAAUAUCAAAAAUAGACCAGUUUCAAUGUAGGUGCGGUUUUUUUUAUAAAUUAAUAUUUUGCAAUAAAUCCACUUUUUUGUUUUUUUAAUAAUUUUAUUAUUUAUAAUGCUUAAAUUUUUUAAUAACUGUAUAUUUUUUAUUAAUUUGUACUUUUUAGUUUUUCUGUUUUUAUUUUUCAACAAUAUUAUAUUGAGAAUUAUUAAAAAAUUUAUAAAAAAAAGUUACUUUUAGCCCAUUUUAGUGAUAUUAUAUUAUGUACUUAAUUCAGAUGCUGACACUCAUCUAAGACAGCAAAAUCAUUCUUUUUUUUAUAUUUUUUUUUUAUUAUAACUCUGAAUUUUUGGGAACCGUAUAAAAAUAGAUAACACAGCCAUUGCAAUAUAAAAUGAAUACCUGCUUUUGUAGUUCAAAAUUUAAAAAUUUUGAAUUUAUAGCAAGUAUAAUAUUUGUAUGUAUAAUUGCGAUUCCAUCCGUUAAAUCACACAAUGCAAAUAAAAAAAAAUCGACUACCAGAACUCCUCCUAAUCAUUCGCACACUCAUACGAUCACCAUGUCACAUCUCUAACCAAUUAUAAAUACCCUUUUAUAAUUAGUAUUUUUUCUAACACAUUUUUAAUUUUCUUAAUAAGAAGAAACAUUUUUUUUUUUGCAUUUCGCUUGGUACAAUGGAAAUAUCAUUAAUAUACAAGAAUAGCUAAAUUAAAAAGCACUGUUACUUAAUCAGCUAAAACGGCAACUUGUUUACUUUAACUUAAAACCAGUAAUAAGAAACAAAAAUGAACAGAAUACAAAGUAACUAAACGUAUUUCUUGAAACAGUGUUGCAUUUUGCAUCUAAAUACAUACUCUACAAAAAAAUGACAAAAAAAAUUCGAAACUUUUGAAAUUGUAACACCAAUAGCACAAGAACAGCAGUAAACAUGCUUAGAACAGCGUGAAAAUAAAUUAAAAAAUAGUUAUAUAAAUAUAUUUACAACUUAUAAAUAAAUUUAAAUGGAUUAUCAGACAAACAUUCAUAUGUAUUACUUUAAUAUAUACAUAUUAUGCAUAUACAGAUAUGAAUAUAAACGUAACCCUAAGCGAAAGUUGCUAAAACUGUAUAAUUUGAAAAAAAAAAAACAAAAAACAAAAAUAUUAUAAAAAAAGCGACACAUGGUUAGUUAAAUAAAAAAAAAAAACAAAA
Molecule: messenger RNA, 9929 nt
Organism: Bactrocera dorsalis (oriental fruit fly)
Lineage: Eukaryota; Metazoa; Arthropoda; Insecta; Diptera; Tephritidae
Gene: sgg
Exons: 12
Coding region: 1160-4444 (1094 amino acids)
Biological process (GO): signal transduction; negative regulation of canonical Wnt signaling pathway; protein phosphorylation
Cellular component (GO): cytosol; cytoplasm; axon
Molecular function (GO): ATP binding; protein serine/threonine kinase activity
Source: RefSeq, a predicted model, not a curated record